UCACAAUUUGGCAACUAACUGCCAAUAAUGGGGAAAAAGAAACCAAUCCCUGAGGAGGACCUAAUUAUACCGCCACAAAACUCUCAAAUAUGUGGCGUGAUAUGUGUUUGUCAGCUAACCUUCGUGUUGAGCACGGUAGCCAUCGUUUAUCUGACCGUAGCCAUCUACAUGCCGUCGUCACGUGUAAUGAAAAGUGGCAUCGAUGAGACCCCAGUCAUGUGCACAACCACCAAAGCCCUCAACAAGGAUGCAUGUGAGUGGGGUUCUUGUGGAGAAUGGUGUCUCAGUAAGACCUCGGGUGCUUGCAUACAAAUUUUUGUACAUCUUCGCACCAAUGGAAGCAGUUUGACAUUCCAGAAUUGUACCAAUUCGGCCAAUAAAACGUGCUAUGGGAUAGAUCAAGAGAAUGCGAAGAAGGCUCGUUGUAUAGCAGAUGAGUGCAAAAACCUUACCGGGACUUUCAACUGCACUACUGGAAUGUGCAUCAACAUUACGGAUGCAUUUGAAUGUGUGUUCAAGAACACAGAUAGUCCUUUGAAGUGCUCAGGACGACGAGGCAAGAUCACCUGUAUCGACAUAAAUGGGCUAUUCUCAUGCAAUCGUGGAACAUGUCGAAAGAUAAGAACUCCAUACAAUUGCGACCGCCGCUGUGUGGAUAUUCCAACUAGGAAUAAGAAUAUGAUACUAUUGAGUGGAGAUAAAGUUUAUCUUUCGCAAUGUUCAAAUGCGAUUGACACAGUAAAGAAUACCGAAGUGUGGAAUGAAUCGGACAACAAAGUUAUAAUGGCUUCCUGUUAUACCAUUCAGAAUACAAGCAAUGGCAUCCAGGCUACGGAUUGCGUCAAUGGGUCUCUCCUGGAAAAGGAUGAAUUAACCGAUCUUACCAACUUCACUUAUCUUAGCUACCUGCACUAUGCUGUAUCCACGCCAAUUAAAACUAUUGCUCCUUUGGAACAAGAUUUGACCAUAUCCAACGAGUCUAAACUGAUGAUCAAUUUGGAAGGCUGCGUAAACACGCUCCAGGACGAAUGCAAAGAUUUCCUCAAAGAAUACGGCAAGGAUGGCACCGAUCAUAAUGCUCGAGCACGAUUCCCGUGCUUCUAUUCCACUAAUAAGCCGGAUAUGGUGGUGGCUCGUUUCGACAUGGAAGCAUCAUACAAACAGUUCAUGGUUGGGUUCUUCGUACCAACCAUCUUGUUUGCAGUGUCCUGUCUAACUUUGAUAUUCUGCCAGAAAACAAUCCAUAUUGGCGAUGACGCAAGAAUGCGUUUUGUCGGUUGUGCCGACAAAGAAGCUCUAUCUGCUAGUGGAGGUGUCAAUGGCAAAUCUAAAGCCAACUCUGGUGAUGGCGGUGGAGGCGGCGACUCGGUUAUGGCUCUCUGAGAUCCAUCACGCAUUCCUCUACUGCAAGAAGACAGUCCAGUUCAUCAAUCAGGUGUAUUUUCACUUCACUGAUUUGCCGUCAGAAGUUUCAAUUUCCUCUUCUACCACUACUUUCGAUCGAACCGAACAUGUCGAUUUGUUUCUCGUCUUCUUUAAAUUGAGUGAGCACCGUAUAGUUCUUAGUUUCCCCGAGAAGGAAAGGAAGCGUGAGAGUGUUAAGAUUUAAUGACAAUAACACACAUUUUAUCCCUUUCAAAUCCACUUAAGGCACGAAUGCGAAUAUUUGAAUGCGUAAAGCAUAACGCGUAACGCAGAGGAGAACAUAAUUUGCGCUGAAGAAUAUCGAGACAGCUGCUCCACCACAUCCAAUGACCAAUAUGAUAAGUUAAUACCAACCCGAAGUGUAUUCCAAGCAUAAUAGAUACCGUUUAUAGUUGUGUUGUCUACAGGAGAGAGCUUCUAUUUUGAUACCAAUAUUGUUGAUUAAAGUUAAUAUCCGCUUUUGUGAAACCAAAAAAAUGCAAUAGCCUGAAGUUACCAAUGGCUUGAAAACGGAAAAAUGGUGUUUCGUAUUUAGUCAUGCGUAUCGUAUAAAAUAUGUUGUUGCGAAAGCUUUCGUUAAAUUAGAUUGGGUUUUGAGAUUUUAUUGAAAAGCAAAGUUGAAAAUCUACACCAAUA
Aedes aegypti (yellow fever mosquito) is the source of this 2061-nucleotide messenger RNA. RefSeq lists its product as uncharacterized. Lineage: Eukaryota; Metazoa; Arthropoda; Insecta; Diptera; Culicidae. The record is from RefSeq and is a predicted model, not a curated record. Gene Ontology annotation, molecular function: sodium channel regulator activity. Bases 28 to 1383 code for a protein of 451 amino acids. The transcript is spliced from 2 exons. Gene Ontology annotation, biological process: regulation of sodium ion transport.